Molecule: messenger RNA, 661 nt
Organism: Hevea brasiliensis (rubber tree)
Lineage: Eukaryota; Viridiplantae; Streptophyta; Magnoliopsida; Malpighiales; Euphorbiaceae
Exons: 2
Coding region: 34-417 (127 amino acids)
Source: RefSeq, a predicted model, not a curated record
AAAAUAUCAAAAUGUCAUGGAUUAGUAAAUCUGAUGCCUCUGUCAACAGCUACAAGCCUGGGGCAACUCCAAAGAAUGAGCGUAAACGAAUGCAAAAUGCUACAACAAAUAGUAGCAAGUGAGGGAGAUGGAGUAGAAGAUGAGAUUUGUUUCAGCAAACUAGAAUAUUUGAAGCUUGAUCGUUUACCAUGCCUUGCAAGCUUCUGCUCAGGUAAUCAUGCCUUCAAUUUCCCAUCUUUGGAAACAAUAAUUGUUACAGAAUGCCCCAAGAUGAAGUUUUUUGCUCAAGGAGUGUUAAGCACACCAAAGCUUCUAAGAGUACGAACAAAAUGGUGUCAUUUGGAGGAUAAUUGGCGUUGGGAAGGCAACCUUAAUGACACAAUACAAGAGUUAUUCAUGGAAAUGGGUGAUGAAUAAAAAUGAGGGCAAUCUUUCUUUUGCACAAAUUGGAUUGGAAUGAGGCUGAUGCUGCAGUUAGAUGCCUUUCGUUCGUGCAAUUGUUUCAUGGAUUUGAGAUUUAAAUAGCAAGAGGGCCUUAUGUUCCUGAAUUUCUACAGCCAUGUAUAUUUUUCCAAACUGUUGUGUUCCCAUUUUCAGAGUGUAACGUUUGGAUCUGUGAGGGAUUCUAUAGCGUAAAUAAUUGAGCAAGACGACUGAAUAA